Molecule: messenger RNA, 4437 nt
Organism: Saccostrea cuccullata (small rock oyster)
Lineage: Eukaryota; Metazoa; Mollusca; Bivalvia; Ostreida; Ostreidae
Product: paired amphipathic helix protein Sin3a-like
Exons: 27
Coding region: 168-4091 (1307 amino acids)
Biological process (GO): negative regulation of transcription by RNA polymerase II
Cellular component (GO): chromatin; Sin3-type complex
Molecular function (GO): transcription corepressor activity
Source: RefSeq, a predicted model, not a curated record
GGACGAGCAUGGAAAAACCUUUCUGACAUCACGAUUGUGUAAAAAUAGAAAAGUUUGUAUUGAUAUUCGGAAGGGAAUCCCAGAAGAACAAUCCGACAAAAAUCGCGAUCAUCGGUGUUUAAAACGAAGGAUCAGCUUCUUUUUCCUGCUGAAAAUCUGGGCAGCUCAUGAAUACGCAGCCCAGGAGAGUUCCCCCAGGGGAGUCGCAGUAUCCCAGAGUUAUCGCCCCUUCAGCUCAACAGCGAUUUGACAUACCAGUGGGAGCGGCAGAAAACUUGGCACAAAUUCAGUUUCCUAUGCACAGCUUCCCGACUACACAGUCACAUGUUCAUUCAAGCGGAAUGCAUCACCAACCGAAUCCAGCAUUGUCCGGUCACCACGGUCCACCGACAGGUCAAGGGUCAACCCAGCCCUCCAUCCAGCAAGCACACUCCCAGGGGCAACCCCCGCAGGCCCACUCCGCUACCACUCAGGGUCAGCAGCAGCAGCAGUUCCAGAGACUGAAGGUAGAAGACGCGCUGUCCUAUCUCGACCAAGUCAAGCUACAGUUCGGGAACCAGCCCCAGGUCUACAAUGAUUUCCUGGACAUCAUGAAAGAGUUCAAGUCACAAACAAUUGACACCCCAGGAGUUAUCAAUCGAGUGUCCAACUUGUUCAAAGGCCAUCCUGACCUGAUUGUGGGCUUUAAUACGUUCCUUCCCCCGGGCUACAAGAUCGAGGUCCAGGCCAAUGAGAUCAGCGUCCACCAGCCGGGUCAGCAGACACUGUGUAUCCCAACAAACACCCCAAUCAUGCUGCCCUCCGCCACGCCAAUGCCUGGGCAUAAGUUAGACAUGUUCUCCUUGCCCCAGAAGACGACCCCACCCCCGGCCCACAUGCCCAGCACCCCCACCCACGGGUCCUCCCACCACUCCUACCAUCAGUCGCCCCACCGUGGGGGAUCAGAGCCGAUGGGAGCCACCAACCAGAGCCACCAACCCCAGCCCCAGCAGCCCCAGGCCGGACAGCCGGUGGAGUUCAACCACGCCAUCAACUACGUCAACAAAAUCAAGAAUCGUUUCCAAGGCCAACCAGAGAUCUAUAAAGCGUUCCUGGAGAUUCUACACACCUACCAGAAGGAACAACGGAACCUCAAAGAAGGAAUAGUCUCCCCUGGCUGUAAGCCCCUGACUGAGGCUGAGGUCUACUCCCAGGUGGCCAAGCUGUUCCAGAACCAGGAAGACUUACUGGCCGAGUUUGGUCAAUUUCUGCCCGACGCCAAUGGGUCGUCAUACGGAGGAUAUCUGAACAUGUUACAGACUGACAGCUCCUCCCUGGGGGUCAGAAAUGACCACUCCUCUACCGUCAAGAAACCUUCCCUGGGCAAUAAAAGUCAGAUGGGGAAGAGUGGAAAUCAGCACAGACGACCCUCAGGCGGGCCUCAGCCCCCACAGAAGAAACAGAGAACGGGAACCUUGAAAGACAUCUCACUCGCUGAGGCCGGAAGAUACGGAACUCUGAAUGAGUUUGCCUUCUUUGAUAAAGUGAGGAAGUUCCUGAAGCACCCUGAGGUUUACGAGAAUUUCCUGCGAUGUCUGGUUCUGUUUAACCAGGAGGUGAUUUCCCGUACAGAGCUGGUCCAGCUGGUACAGACCUUCCUACAGAGGUCCCCUGAGUUGUACAAGUGGUUUAAGGAUUUCCUGGGAUACAAGGAGUCGGGUGGUACCACAGAGGCAGUACCCCAAGGUGCCCUGGGGAAGGAGAGAGUCAGCGGGGAGCUGGCCAUGGAAAUAGACUAUGCCACAUGUAAGAGGUACGGAGCCAGUUACAGAGCACUGCCCAAGUCCUACCCCCAGCCCAAGUGUUCAGGGCGGACCCCACUCUGUAGAGAGGUACUGAAUGACACCUGGGUUUCCUUCCCUUCCUGGUCCGAGGAUUCCACGUUUGUGACGUCACGGAAAACCCAGUACGAGGAGCAUAUCUACCGCUGUGAGGACGAGAGGUUUGAGCUUGAUGUUGUCGUGGAGACAAACUUGGCCACUAUUCGUUGCCUGGAGGCAGUACAGAAGAAAAUGAGUCGCAUGAGCUCAGAGGAAGCUGCUAAAUUCCGAUUGGACAACUCCCUGGGCGGGUCAUCUGAUGUUCUACAGAGGAAAUCCAUACAGAGAAUAUAUGGAGACAAAGCUCCGGACAUUAUUGACGGUCUGAAGAAGAACCCUGUUGUAGCAGUACCUCUAGUUCUGAGGAGAUUGAAGGCCAAGGAGGAGGAGUGGCGUGAGGCCCAAAGGAACUUUAACAAGAUUUGGAGAGAGCAGAAUGAGAAGUACUAUCUCAAGUCACUGGAUCAUCAGGGAAUUAACUUCAAACAAAACGAUGUCAAGGCCAUCAGAUCUAAAGGUCUCCUCAAUGAGAUAGAGACUAUAUAUGAUGAGCGGUCAGAACAGGAGACUGAGAGUGCUGAAGCAUUUAACCCCCACCUGAGUUACGUGUACAAGGACAGGUCUGUCAUCGAGGACGCAGCCUCCCUCAUCCUACAUCACAUGAAGAGACAAGCCGGAAUUCACAAAGAUGACAAACAUAAGAUCAAGCUGUUGUUACGUCAGCUGAUACCGGAUCUGUUCUUCAUGCCGCGACAGGAAAUGAGUGACGACGAAGAAGAAGAUGAUAUGGAUGUUGAUGAUGCAGACAAGGAAAUGCCAAAAGCAGAAGAAAAGAGAGAAUUGGAUAAGGACAAAUCUGCAAGUUCAGGGAAAAAUGGAAAAGAGGGUGAAGAGGUGAAGGUCAAAGAGGAGAAGAUUGACCCGGAGAUAAAAAUGGAGGAAGAAGAUGAGAGUAAAUCUGCCGACUCGGCUCUUGUCAACGGUGACCAGGAGGAAAACACUAACGACGACGACAUGGAGGAUGAUGAUGUUUAUUCCCUAUUCUUUGUAAACAAUAAUUGGUAUCUGUUUUUCCGCCUCCAUCAAAUUCUCUGUGAACGCCUGUACAAGAUAUACACGUAUUCUGUUAAAAUUGCCGCAGAGGAGGCGCAGUGUAGAAAAGACAGAAAGGAAUCUACUGCAGUGGCCCUCAGACUCAAAGCUCCAAGCGAGAUUGAGCCAGAGGAGUAUUAUCCAUACUUCCUGGAGAUGGUGAAGAGUUUGCUGGACGGGAACCUAGAAUCUACACAGUAUGAGGACCAGCUAAGAGAGAUGUACGGUAUCCAUGCCUACAUCGCCUUCACCAUGGAGAAGUUGGUACAGAACCUUGUCAGACAGAUGCAGCACAUUGUCCAGGAUGAGGUCUGUGUGAAGAUCACUGCAUUGUUCCAGGAAGAACGCAAGAACAACGCCACAGGGGGACGAGUGGCCACUGUCCAUCAGCGGUCAGCCAAGGAGAGUGCUUACCAGAAAAAGGCCGAACAAUGUCUCAGUGAGGAAAACUGCUUCAAGGUUGUCAUUUUCAAGAAAGAGUGUAAGUUGACCUUUGAACUCCUGGACACUGACCAUGAGCAGUCUGAUGAUCCAAUAGAAGUGGAGCGUUGGUCUGAGUAUGUAGAGAAGUACGUCUCCAAGGACGACACUGUGUCAGAAGACUUGAAAGAACACCUUAACCGUAAACCUGUCUUCUUACCCAGGAAUGUGAGACAGUGGAGACUUCACCAGAAGAAUCAGAAAUCUCGGUCAGACACAGAGACAGAGGAAAUUCCAGGGUCCCCUAAACAGUCAACAGAGGAUAUGGACAUACUGGACAACACAGAGUGUAAAUUUAACGUCAACUCAUUCAAAAUUGUGUACGUCGUUAACAGCGAAUACUAUCUGUACAAGCGUACAGCACUCACCAAGGCAAGGGAGUCACACAAGAGAGUGUCCCUAAAGCUCCAUGACAAAUUCUCCACCUGGAUAAAUCGCUGGAGGGAGGAAAAUUUAACGGAAGAUCAGAAGUCAGUGUGCGAGGAUUGGCUGAUGGGACGUACUGAGGAUCUAGUGGCAUGUACCACCACAAAGGAGUCGUGCGGUGCCGAGGAUGCCACGCCCUACUUCACCUUUAACAAAUACAAGGUGGAGUAUGAAUACGAGACCAAAAGUGAGGCAGGGGAACCAGCUGAACCAGUCAAAGAGGCCACCAGUUAAGGAGGAUACAAUGAAGCUACUAAUAACAACCUUAGUUUCAGCAAAUACUUGGUUUACAUUAUCUGAAUAUAAAUAUAAGAGGAACAUGAACUGAUGCAGUUAAAGUUAGAGGAAUGGAUACAAUUAAACAAAACUCUUUUUUCUAUAUCUGAAAGGGCAAAUGCAUUCAACUGAUUGUCAUUAUUUACAUAGGUUGACAGUUUGUAGAUGAUGAUGAAUUUCUAUUUCUUAAAGGUUGCCUGUCAUAUAAUCAUGGGAAUAUUUAGAUUUUAUUUACACAUGCCUGUUUAUUUCAUGCCAACAUGCAGGUUAUUGCUGUAGAAUUAAAAAUGUCAUCAGAUUGAUU